GAAAUGACCAAUUAUAAACUCGGAUAUAAACAUAUAUAUCUCUUCUGGCCCUGCGAGCUUUAAAUUGUCUUCUGAUGGUUGGUUUGAUGCGAUACAUACAACCGUUCCCCGGAUCCUUAUCUCGAUCUCCAUCGACUUCGUGACACCAACUGCUUCAAACCAGCUUCACAUCAAUGCUAAUUCUACUAAUUACAGGGAAUAUAUCCUAUACUAAAAGACCUGCUCCCAAAAUUUCCAAGUAAUAUCAUACAGAGCUCCAACUUGCUCCAUGGCAGAGCCAGAGAGUCGCCCAGAAAGCGAGACAACCGUCACCAUAUUACUACUGGGCGAUUCAGGAUGUGGAAAAUCAACGUUCUUGUCUCGUCUCAAAAACGGAGGCAACCUGAGAGCACCAUCAGGUGGCCAACUUGAACUUUUGCGUGACAGUGACCAGCCAUUCAUUUACGAUAUUCGCUUCUCAAAGAAGAGUUUUACUCUCGAACUCUACGACACCGCAAGUCCUAAUCAGCACUGGUCAACAUUGCAGCCGGCGGUUGUGCUUCUGGCAUUUGAUAUCUCGAAUAGAGACACAUUAGCGGGACUCAAGAACUGGCGAAACGACAUCACGAGAUAUUUCCAGCAUGGCCAUGGCGAACGAAUCCCCAUUAUGAUGUUAGGUCUGAAAAGGGAUCUUAGGGUGGACGGCGAAGGACUUAUCUACCCACAAGAGUCAUACCGUAUCGCCCAGGAAUUGCGCUGCGAUCGAUAUGCAGAAUGCUCUGCUGUGACUGGGGAGCUUUUGGCCGAGACAUUCGAAGAUCUUGCAAGGCUUGCUGGUAUGACGACUACAACGACUGGAGGGCAGACAAAUGGUGGUUGUACUAUUCUUUAAUAUUGGGUGGUGUUUUUAGGUGUUUAAUGAUAUGUUAUGAUACCAUGAAAUCUUCGAAGCAUGUUUAGACUGGCUUCUUUUGUAGUACGACUAUUUUGAAGUAUUGGCCAGGGCAGAUAUCUAAUGCCAACUGGAGAUACUGUACGACAUCAUUUACCAUCCCGGGAACUUACAGUGUAUAUAAAGAUUACGCGGGAAGACAAGGAUAUGGUGCACAGGUGGUAGGAUCAUUUUCAAUUACGACUGAAAUAAACAUACAAGGAGAAACCAAGGUAACGAUUAAGUCCACCUUGUGAAAUUGACAGCACAGGGCUUUCCCCCAGAAGUUAGAGCAACAACUGGAUAUCUUUCCCUCAUCAAGCGCCAGUCAACGAUUGGGCUAUGCAAUUCCUCCCCGAUGUAAAAAAA
Messenger RNA from Aspergillus wentii DTO 134E9, 1279 nucleotides. RefSeq names its product putative Rho-like small GTPase. The transcript has 4 exons. Gene Ontology annotation, molecular function: GTPase activity; GTP binding. The record is from RefSeq and is a predicted model, not a curated record. The coding region runs from base 269 to 871 and encodes 200 amino acids. NCBI's taxonomy places the organism in Eukaryota, Fungi, Ascomycota, Eurotiomycetes, Eurotiales, Aspergillaceae.